ACAAUGGCUGGUGCUGCUGUUCAUUUUGUUGCGGCCGCCCGACGAACUAAUCCAAAACGCCGGCGAUUCCCGACUUCCUGCCUGGCCAUCCCGCUAAUCGAACUCACUUCCGCUUUCCUCGAGAAACCACCGACGACGCGAGGAACAUGGCUGGCGGCAGCGCGGACGUACAGUUCGGCGUCCGCGCAUUCAGCAAGAUGAUCAUGCACUGCCUCAAGUACCCGCAGAACUCCGUCAACGGCGUCCUGCUCGCCGACGAACGACGCCGGGCGGGCGACCAGCCACCGUCUCAGCUUCACAUAGUCGACAGCGUGCCGCUGUUCCACCAGUGCCUAGGACUGACGCCGAUGCUCGAAGUGGCGCUCGUGCAAAUCGACCAGCACUGCAAGAACGCGGGCCUUGUGAUCGCCGGUUACUACCAGGCCAACGAGCACCUGAGGGACUCGGCGCCCGACCAGAUUGCGCUACGCGUCGCCGACAAAGUGGCCGAAAACUUCGCCGACGCCUGCCUGGUCAUGAUCGACAACCAGUUGGUGUCGCUCGACUGUGAAAAGGCUCCCGUCGUGGUGUACGCCAGCCAGGACGGCCGCUGGCGCGAAAGGCCCUUCACGCUGGCCGAGAAGACGUUGGACGUGACGUCGUCCCUGUGUCGGGCAAAGGCGUACCGUGCGCUCACCGACUUCGACAACCACCUGGACGACAUAAGAAGGGACUGGUGCAAUCUGGAGAUUAACGAGGAGAUCGCCAGGUGCCUCUAGUUUACUUCCUCGCGAAGUGGACGAACCGACCACUAGAUGUCCCUAGUUGUCUACGGAGACGCGCGGAUUUCGUACGGACAUUUGUUUUUUUGUUUUUUUCGUUGGUGGUGUUAGUGCGAGAAGGGGUUAAAGCACGGUAUGUGAUACCACACGUUGGGUGUCCGGAUUAUUUGUUUCUCUGUUUCGCAAGGUUGAUAGCUCGUGAAGGCGUAGUGAAGCAUUCAAUUGUGCGCAGCUGCUGGUACCGCGCGAGUGGCUACGUGGUUUUCGAAUCGACUGCAAAUUGAAGCCGUAGUUCUAUUGUCAUAUGCAUUUGCAAUGGCCCGUAAUAUAGUGAUUACACCUGAGCACGUAGGUUGCAAAAAAUUAAGAGUGCUACUUAAAUUGCUGCUUUGAACGUGUCAAGUCAAAGGGUACCCUACGUGUAACGGUAAAUUCCGGCAUUGAAAACUACCGGCUUGAUUGCAGUUAAAGUCGCGCCGGCCGCAUCGCGCGCGCAAUCAUAAGAACAAAACAUUGUAUUUCUCGCAGAGGCAUGCCUUGUGAAAUUUCAUCUGUGCUGUAAAUGCGCCGCAUUGUCAGGUUGAUUGUAUGUUGCACUUGUUUCCCCAAAUAACUUUUGUUCUCAGAUAUUAAAAUGAAUGACACUGCUA
Molecule: messenger RNA, 1411 nt
Organism: Rhipicephalus microplus (southern cattle tick)
Lineage: Eukaryota; Metazoa; Arthropoda; Arachnida; Ixodida; Ixodidae
Gene: EMC8-9
Product: ER membrane protein complex subunit 8/9
Cellular component (GO): EMC complex
Source: RefSeq, a predicted model, not a curated record